AUGUGCGUAAUUACUUUAUUGCCCGAAGAAUACAGUCCACCGAUGCCCCACUUUCCUUUUCGUAUCCAACUAUACGUGCGCGCGACCGAUGCCGACCUUGGUGUCAAUGCGAGAGUUUCCUAUCGCAUUUUCCGCCCUCCUCAUCCUCUGGAGUUCCAGUCUGGAUUUGACCGUAGCAUGACUCCGUUUGAAGUGGAUCCACAAUCAGGUCAGCUGAUCAUCAGUCGUGCUCUGGACGAUGAAAUUGGGGGAGAAUCACAAGUUCUCGUUGAAGCCUGCGAUUCAUCUGCAACCACGGGCGUUUCCACUCAACUCUGCUCGUCUCCAGCCAGGAUUGUUAUUCGUCUCGCCAAACGCGCACCCGACGUUGUGCCGCAAAUUGCUUGUACCUCGUCAUCCGUUUUGGAGGAUGAUCAUCUGUUGGACAGAGAUGUUGCAUUCUGUCAGGUUCGACCGGACAAUCUAUCAGGCACUUGGAUACUUACAAGUGCAACCGGCGAGUUCGGGUUAAGUGUUGGAUCAUUUCGGAUAGACCCGCGGUCUGGCCAUGUGUAUACUACCCAGCCGCUGGAUUACGAGCGUGGUCGAUUUUAUCAGCUAGCUGUCGAAUUUCAUUUGGACAACGUCAAACCGACGAUUGGCGCGCGCACGGAAUUCACACUCUCUGUCGUCGAUGUCAAUGAUUGUGCACCCGAGCUAGACACACCUGUUUAUUUGAUUGAACUGAUGGAGAACACUGUGAUUGGCACGCGGAUCACGCGAAUACUAGCUCGUGACAGAGAUGCAGAUCUGAAGGAUCCAAUCACUUAUUCUAUCUGGCCCUCUUCUUUGCCGGAAUCCGAAUUAUUGAGUCAAGGCGAUGAGACCGCUCAACAACGCCGACUUCGUCUUGAUACGCUCGCACGCGCUAACCCAGAGGUGAACCUUGUACGCCAUCAGUUUACAGUGGAUUCUGAAGGUUGGGUGAUUUUAAAGAGUCCACUAGAUUUCGAAUCGACGCGAGAACACAAAUUGAAGGUCGCUGCGAUGGAUGCCGUCGGGCACUGGAACUCAAGCAUGGUCGUCAUCUCCAUCAUAGAUGUGAACGAUAAUGCCCCUCACUGGCCACUUAAGGAAAUAGAAAAUAACUCCUUGGAUCAUAUUAUUUAUGCUGACGUUCUACGGCAUCAAGUACUGCAAGCAGAUGUGACCGUCCCAGAAAACUGGUUACCAGACUCAAGUUUUUUGGUCUAUCAACUCAAGCUGGUGGAUCCUGACACACAAGUGGCGCUUACGCCAAGUUUCUUUCUUUUGCCCGAUACAUACACCGAAUCAGUGAAUGAGUUAAAAGCCAGCUCCUAUUUCUCCGUGUCAUCGUCAGGUGCCGUCCAGUUAAGACGGCCUCUCGAUCGGGAACAGACAGCGGAGUACAUUCUCAAGUUUCGUGGUUCCGAUGGUGUAUUCGUGACAAAGGACUCGUUCGUCCUUAGAGUACGGGUGGAGGACGCAAAUGACAACGCACCAAUUUGUUUGGAACCUGAACGUAUUCUGUCGGUUGCUGAAGAUACCAAGCGUGGGACUGUGCUUACUCAGCUUGUGGCUACCGAUGCAGAUGCUGAUCUUCUGAAUUCCGAAGUUUCUUACCGCCUCAGCUCCGGUGAUCCCAGUCUUUUUGAUAUCAAUAGCACUGUGGGACUUGUGCAACUUGGAGGAGACCUGGACUUUGAAACGAAAGAAUCCCACGAACUCAGUGUCAUUGCUAGUGACCCUGGGGGCUUGGGUUGCCUGUUUCAUGUCGUCGUACACGUUCUCGAUGUGAACGACAAUCCUCCCGAAUUUGAACCUGUCGCGAUCAGUCCCAUCCCUGAAGAUGCUCCUCUUGGUAGCCUGGUGGGGAAAGUGACUGCUAGAGAUCGAGAUUUGGGUAUGAAGACGGCAUUGACCAGAGCAGCCGAGUUUGCUGGCAGUGGUUUUUAUACUUCGCUGCCAAUUCAUUGUUUGACCACCUCUGGUUCGUUUCCACGUGGUUGUGCGAAAAGAACCCUUCGAGGAAUUGACUCAAAUCGUCUGGUCUACAGCCUCGACUCGGCACAUGAAGCCAGUUUCACCGUCGAGCCGCAUACGGGGCUGUUGAAGGUCAGCCGAACAUUGGAUCGUGAGACUCAGAGUGUGCAUACCUUGACCGUCUUCGUAACAGACGGUUCAUCUUCGUCUUCAAUUUACUCCAAGAGUGCCAACCAAUUCACGGCAACAACGACAUUCACUAUUCGUUUGCUGGAUGUUAAUGACUCACCACCGCAGUUCGUAAAUACCUCAGCGCAUAAAAUACACGUUUCCGAACUGGAGCCCGCUGGACGUCACUUGACUCGCUUGAAGGCGGUUAGUUUGGACGAGGGUACCAAUGCAGUGGUUCGUUACAGGCUGCUGACCAAACAACCGGAAUUCUCCUUGAACGAGACAACGGGUAAGUCGAAGAUUUGCCGCUUGGUCUUUGAAAACUUAAUUGCCCAAUUGUUUGACAGUACGUUUCCUCCCCUGAGCAUUCUCUGUAUUAGUUGUCAGUGUCUUCAGCUAAAUAAAACAAUAAGUUCUUUUUUAAGGAAACUACUCGUAGGUUUGUUGCCGAAAAGUUUUCAGCAACCUGGUUAA
Messenger RNA from Opisthorchis viverrini, 2628 nucleotides. RefSeq lists its product as hypothetical. Gene Ontology annotation, molecular function: calcium ion binding. Gene Ontology annotation, biological process: homophilic cell-cell adhesion. The record is from RefSeq and is a predicted model, not a curated record. Gene Ontology annotation, cellular component: plasma membrane. NCBI's taxonomy places the organism in Eukaryota, Metazoa, Platyhelminthes, Trematoda, Opisthorchiida, Opisthorchiidae. The transcript has 8 exons. Bases 1 to 2628 code for a protein of 875 amino acids.